Aegilops tauschii subsp. strangulata is the source of this 1194-nucleotide messenger RNA. Its product is annotated as F-box protein At4g09920-like. The record is from RefSeq and is a predicted model, not a curated record. Gene Ontology annotation, molecular function: protein binding. Lineage: Eukaryota; Viridiplantae; Streptophyta; Magnoliopsida; Poales; Poaceae.
AUGGAGGAUGAGCUGGCCAACAAGCGAGGGCGGGUCGAGCCAGAACCGCAAGAGCCUCCGGCGAACAUGGACUUCAUUAGCAGCCUCCCUGACGAGAUGUUGGUAACCAUCAUAUCCCACCUCCCAAUCAAAAAUGGUGUGCGGGCCACUAUCCUCUCGCGGCAGUGGUGCCCCCUCUGGCCCACCACUCCCCUGGACAUCAUCGUCGACCACGAGUUCUGCAGCGGGGAGCAGCAACGUCUGGACGCAUUGUCCCACGUCCUCGCCACACACCUUGGGCUGGUCAGACGCCUUGCUAUCGGCAGGCUCAAUCCCCACAACAAGAUCGAACCCAGAUUGCACUACUGGUUCCUAUCCCUAGCCCUGGAUCGGCUCGAGGAGCUCAACCUACAUGCUAGACAUCCUUGCUCGCUGCCGCCGUCCGUGCUCCGCCUCGCGCCCACGCUGCACCGCGCUACAUUUAGGCGGUGCAUUUUCCCCCGGAUCGAUGUCACACGCACUCUUCAUCUUCCUAAACUUAAGCACCUCGAGCUCAUUGCCAUCCGCAUCUGGAAGGAGGAUUUGGAGCGCCUGCUCAUCGGCUGUACAACGCUCGAGUACCUUCGUCUUCAUGCGAUGGAUGGGUUCAGUAGCCUCCACAUCACCUCGACGAAUGUUCGUGCGAUUUAUGUGCAUUGCUGGCGCCGCCCAUGGCUGCUAGUUGAGGUGUUUCAUGAUAUUGUCAUUGAGAAUGCGCCUUUCCUCGAGAGAUUGUAUGUACUUGAUAAAUUAGGUCCAGCAAGAAUCAGGGUCAUUCACGCACCGAAAUUGAUAGUGUUGGGCUAUUCGUGUGCUGAAUUCAACGAACUUGUUACUGGAUCAUUAUCCAUUCAGAAAAUGAUUCCCACAAGCUUGACCCGGCCUCUGCGCAUAGUGAAGAUCUUGGCACUACAAUCUGUCAGCCCCGAUCUGGAUGAAGUUGUUAGAUUCCUUAGAUGCUUUCCUGGCACGGAGAAGUUAUACAUCAAGAUACUAGCAGGCCCGAAAGUAAAUCUCACAGAAAUUACUUUUAACGAGUACCGAUGCACCACACCAGAAAUUAAAUUUGCCAGGUUCUUUGUUGAGAAAGCAAGGUUGCUCAAGGUAAUGAGGUUUGCCCUAUAUUUAGUACACAGAAGUGAACGGAUUGCUAAAGACGCAGGCGUCUACAGCUGA